Salarias fasciatus (jewelled blenny) is the source of this 1605-nucleotide messenger RNA. It is a transcript of the gene mfsd2al2, whose product is annotated as major facilitator superfamily domain containing 2a-like 2. Lineage: Eukaryota; Metazoa; Chordata; Actinopteri; Blenniiformes; Blenniidae. Gene Ontology annotation, biological process: carbohydrate transport. The transcript has 13 exons. Gene Ontology annotation, cellular component: plasma membrane. Gene Ontology annotation, molecular function: symporter activity. The record is from RefSeq and is a predicted model, not a curated record. The coding region runs from base 1 to 1605 and encodes 534 amino acids.
AUGAGUUGCCUUAAAAACUUCCCAAAUCUGCUCCAAAUAUUAAGAAGUCGCUUCCUGAAGUCGUUCAACCAUGGUCAGCAGGGGACUUCCAAGGAGAUCCGUCUGCUCACGAAGCUGUGCUAUGCUGUGGGUGGGGUGCCGUAUGCCAUCACCAUGGCAGCCAUCAACAUUUCCCUGCAGAUUUUCCUUCUGGAUGUUGUCCAGAUUCAGGCCUUCUAUGUGUCCAUGAUCCUGUUUGUGAGUCGGGCCUGGGAUGCGGUGACUGAUCCUCUGAUCGGGUAUCUGGUGAGCCGCAGUCGAUGGACGCCGGUUGGAAAACUCACUCCAUGGCUGGUUGUCUCCGCGCCUCUCGCCAUCCUGUCCUACCUGCUGCUGUGGUUCGUACCUCCGGCCUCCGUCUCUGGAGGCUCCAGGAUGCUGUGGUUCCUGGCAGCGGCCUGCAUGUUUGAAACGCUCAUGAGUUGCUAUAACGUCCCGUACCUCUCGCUCAACAUGUUCCUGGGAGGAGAUCAGAGAGACCGAGACUCUGCAACCGCCUACAGAAUGAGUGUGGAGGUGGUGGCGAUGCUGCUGGCGUCGGUGAUUCAGGGACAAGUUGUGUCUGUUUACAACGCCGAGAAACAGGAGGCCUGCGAGGAGCUGGACUCUUCCCACCAAACGGCCCUCCUCGGCACAUCUUCACCACAGUCUGCCUCCCUGCAGGAGACGCAAAAGGCGUUCCUGACCUCUGGUCUGGUCGUGGGCGCCUUGUUUUUUCUCUGCGGCCUGGUUUUGUUCCUCGGGGUGAAGGAGCAGCGAGGUGAAUCAUCCAGAGAUACUCAGAGGAAAAAAAAAAUUGAAAUGAAACAUGUUGUCUGUCUCCUCUGCUCUGAUGGCAGCGUCCGGCCGUCCUACCCGACCUCCCUGAGGCUGCUGAUGCGACAUGUUCCUUAUCAGAGGCUCGUCUUGGGCUUCGUGUUCAGCGCGUUCGCCUUCCAGAUGCUUUCUUCCCCCUCUGCUUUGUCUCAGAUGUCCUUGGGUAAUUUUGCACUGUUCUGCACUCAUGCAGCUGAGCUAGGAGACCAUUUUCAACAGCUCCUGUUGAUUUUACUGGUUUCUGCCUCAGUAGCUGUUCCCCUGUGGCAGGUCGUGCUCCUGAGAAUUGGGAAAAAGGCCACAGUUUUCAUCGGACUCUCGCUCUUCAUUCCUGCAGUGACUGUCGUGGCCUGCUUUCCCACUAACCUGCCAGUCUUCAUGAGCAUGUGCACUCUGAUGGGAUUCAGCGUGGCGACCAUAUUCCUGUUACCCUGGUCAAUGCUCCCGGAUGUGGUGGACGACUUCGCUGUGAGGCAUCCCUCCUGUAAAGACCUGGAGCCUCUGUUCUUCUCCUGCUACGCCUUCUGCAGCAAGCUGGCAGGAGGCCUCUCUGUCGGACUCUCCACCAUGACCUUGCAGUUCGUGGGCUACAAAGCAGGUGCGUGUAACCAUGACGACAGAGUGGUCCUGGCUCUGAUUUUGCUGUUCUCGCCAGUUCCCAUUGCACUUCUGCUGGUGGGGAUGGCGUUUUUUCACUCCUAUCCGAUCAAUGAGAGGCAAAGCUUGCAGCUACGGGAACAGCUCCAGUAA